Molecule: messenger RNA, 4134 nt
Organism: Patiria miniata (bat star)
Lineage: Eukaryota; Metazoa; Echinodermata; Asteroidea; Valvatida; Asterinidae
Gene: cog4
Product: conserved oligomeric Golgi complex subunit 4-like
Exons: 18
Coding region: 21-2291 (756 amino acids)
Source: RefSeq, a predicted model, not a curated record
AAAUGUAAAUCCGUGAUAAAAUGGCGUCCGCCACGUCUUCGCCGUUUGAUGCGAUGGGCGUGCAAAAUUUAACCGAUAUUUCCGACAUUCAGGAGGCUUUUGAACAACUUUGUGUAGAGGAGCAAGCUAUUACCGACGAUGUUGAUGGCUUGUUGGAAAAGCAAACAAACCUAGAGGCCAAGAUGAACAGCUUACAGCGACUAGGGCAAAACCUGCAGCUAGUUCAUACCGACGCCAAGCAGCUGGGAAGCAUGAUCUCCUUCACCUCGGACCUGGCUGAGAACGUCAGUGGGAAAGUCAGGGAACUUGACGUUGCAAAAAAUAGAGUUCAAAUCGCAAUACAGAGAGUGAAUGACAUUCUGGAUCUCAAGUUUUGUACAGAUGGGGUCCAAACUGCCCUCCAGUCUGAGAACUAUGAGAAGGCGGCGGGCCAUAUACACAGGUAUCUGAGCUUGGAUGAGAAGGUGCUGAAGCAAGUCAUCGCUGAUAAUAAAGAAGGUGGUGGAAUUGACCUGUCAAUCAGCCACCUCCACGAAGCCGAGCAGAACCUGAAGGCUCUCGUCAGGGAGAAGUUUGACUCAGCAAUCCAGAGCAGAGACAGGGGAUCCGUGGAGAGGUUCUUCAAGAUCUUCCCACUCCUAGGGCUUCAUGACGAGGGACUUGAGAAAUUCUCAACUUAUCUCAGGACGCAGGUGGCUAAUAAAGCCAAGGAGAAUCUUGCCCUGUCCCUAAGCAAGGACAGCUCGGAUCGACGAGCCAGCGUCAUCUAUGCCGACACCAUCACUAUGCUGUUUGAAGAUAUCGGCAAGUGUGUGGAGAUACAUCAACCACUGGUGGAGACUUUCUACGGUCCAGGUAGAUUGUUCACCCUCAUGCAGUCGCUACAGCAAGAGUGUGACGUUCAGGCCAAGAAGAUCGUGGAGAGCUUCGUCCGUAACCGAGACUUUGACACCAGGGCGCAGCAGGUCCAACAGAGCUUACGAGGCUACAAAUCAUCAAACCCCAACGACAAACUGGAUCCACGGGACCUAGACGUCAUGCUAGCAGAAUGUACAUUACUGAAUACGAGGACAGAGCUGUAUCUGAGAUUCGUCAAGAGGAGAAUACUGAGUGAUAUCGAAGUCUUGGACGAAGACGUCGCGACGAAGCAAGCCCGCCAAGGGGAACUGGACAGGUUCCUGAUGAACUGCCAACUCAGUCGACACAUGCAGGAACUGAUUGGCAACUACAUCAUGAUGGAAGAAUACUUCAUGCAUGAGACAGUUACAAAGGCGGUGAGUUUAGACAGCCUCGAGUCUGGCUCCCACACAUCCAGCAUGGUUGAUGAUAUCUUCUUCAUUGUCAAGAAAUGUACAAGGAGAGCUAUUUCCAGCGGUAGCACCGACUGUGCCUGUGCAAUGCUCAAUCACACCAGCUCCCUCUUAGAGGGUUCGUAUCGAGACGUCUUGUACAGCAAGCUCCGAGCCGGUUACCCGUCAGGUUCGUUCGACGUCAGUCAAGCCUACAACAUGCUGCAGCAAGGCAGGUUUGCUACGUCCACGACGGAUACCAACGCCGCUAAACUAGAAUUCCUGACGACAUUAAACAACAUUGAGGUCAGCAUUGAUUUCACGCAAGCCCUCAAGAAGAGUCUAGGAGACGAGUGUGCCUCCAGGAAUCAACACCUAGGGGACAAGGAGAGAGAAAAGCUAGAAAGCUGUCUGGGUGACCUAGGGAACGUCACACACAAAUUCAAGGACGUUCUAGAGUACGGCCUGAGUCAGUUAAGCACCAGUGCCAUCAAACCACGCCUCAAGCCGUGGGUCGAUAACUUCCUCUCCACAAGUCACAACAUCUCGGAGGAGGAGUUCUCCAACUACGAAGCCAACGAUCCGUUUGUCCAGACAUUCAUCAUCAACCUGGAACAGCUCCUAAAGGAAUUCAAGGAGUUGCUCACCCCGGCAAAUUACGACGCUCUCAUCGGAUUACUCACGAGCGAGGUCACAACUCAGCUUGAGAAGACGGUGCUCAAGUCAGUCUUCAACAGACUUGGUGGUUUGCAGUAUGACAAGGAACUACGUUCCUUAGUCGGUUACCUAACCUCAGUCACACAGUGGACCAUCAGAGACAAGUUUGCCAGGCUCACCCAGAUGGCUACCAUCUUGAACCUUGAGAGAGUUUCAGAAAUCUUAGACUACUGGGGCUCCAACUCAGGACCUUUGACCUGGAGAUUGACCCCAGCAGAGGUCAGACAGGUGUUGUCCCUUAGAAUCGACUUUCGGACUGAGGACAUCAAGAGGUUAAAACUCUGAAACAGUCCUUGCCGGUAAACGUCUCCACCUGUAAUUCAAAAUGGCCGCUUCCAGGGAAUUCCACUGCGUAACAGACAAGGCAAUGCAGCAUUCCGAUUGGCCCAAAGUCACAUGACAUAUCACAUGACACAUCACAUGGGUCUUACUGUCAGUUAGGUGUCUUUAUUCCCAUGCAUGCUUUCAUCGAUUAUAUUUUUCAAUUUUACAAUGUCACAUUGUUUUGUUUGUUAGUUCGGUGAUGCUUAUAAUAUUUUGCACAGUCGAGGGGUAUUCCAGAAAGAUUAGAGGGUAAUAACUACCCCAGGACCAGACUGGGACCGUAACUGCAUACUGAUGUUUUUUAAUCACCAUUUGGCUAUUAAACUAACACUCACACAAGGUGUACCUCAAAAUGCUGUAGUUACAAGCAUGUCUCCUGCGAAAUUUGAGAUCUUAAAUCCAAUUUGUAAGCAAAUAAUGGCAGUUUGUAGUUCACCCACCUGGUUCUGGAAAGGUUCGUGUGCUCCGCAAGUAUUCCGGGUCAAAUAUAUGUUUGGACUUCGGUAACUCUCUGAAAAAAAUUACAAUUGACAACUAAAAUGUUGAUGGUGCAAUGCUCACAACGACAACAACUUAGCAACCCAGAAGUUUCAAGGAACUUUAAGCAAACUGUAGUGAAUAAGAAGCUGAAUACAUAAUUAACGCAUCUAGGAACACAAACAUUAAAACAGGUCAGUGACUCAGUGUAACAAUAUUUGCUAUAAAAUACUAACCCCCAAAUCCAUCCAUUUCUGAAAAUUACGGCAAAAGCAAAUGAUGUAUAUGUGACGAGGGCUUUGUCAUUAAGUUAAUAUGUGGGAUUAUGUGGUAUGCAAGUGUCACACUUGUCACAAUGUGUCCUACUUUGUCACAUUUGUCACUCUGGCACACUUGUCACACUGUGAGUGUGACAAAUAAUUGAUAAAAAAAUUCACUUUGUGUAGUUUGAUGACAUUCAAGUGCCUUGUUUAAAUGCAAGUUUGUAUUUGUAUUCACUGUUAUGAAAUAGGGUGCCAGACUCGGUACAUAUAUUUAUAUCUUUAGCAUUUGACAGCAAUUUCUUUUUUAUAUUUUAGUUGACACAUACAUUCCAAUGGUCUUAUAAUGAAUGUAUUGUAAUUCAACAUUGAUGCAGAAAAGGAUAUUUUUAACAAUGCAUGAAUUUUCAAGAUAUUUGAAAUGUUCAUGUUUGCCCUUGAACUAAAAAAAAAGAAGGAAUUACCAAAUGCAAAGAGAAAUUUAGUGUUCAAAGUAACAAAAUCUGUCCAACCUGAUUCAAUUUAAAAAUCAUAUUACUUUUGAAAUUUUUUGUAAUAAAGGUUUUUUGUGGUAGUUUCGUGGCAAGAGAUCUCACAUUUUUUUGGGGGGGAAAAAAAUGGUUGUUCUGAUGUAGGAUAUUUUUUUUUCUUGUAUCACAAGCUUUUUUUUCCAUGAAACACGGCAAAGUAAGUUUGUAAUAUUUAUAAACAAUAACUUAGGUUCCCUUGGUGCCCCAAACCACUGGUUACCGUUGAAGUGAAGUUUAGUUUGUUAAAUAUUUAGCAAUGUUUCCUUGACAUUGUAAAUGUCGCUCAAUUUAUUGCAAGUUAUGGCGGGGAAAAAAAAGGUUUCCAUUUUUUUUUUAUAUUUUAGUUUUCUAUCAGAGUACUUAUGAGUUAUGUGUUUCAGCACCUUCUGUAAAUAUUCUGUGUAUAAAUUAUAACUUAAAUGUCAAUAAUGUAAAUAUACCUGCAUUGUACAGAUGAAAGAUCGGAAUAAUCAUGUUCUUUGCUGCCAAAAUAUUCUUUGAACAAAUAAAAAAACUUCCAACAUAAUAUUCCACGGA